AGCAAUUCGACCCCUCGUUGGACCCCACCAUCGUCCGGCCCGUCAAUUGCCCUGACGGCGACUCGUGAACCCCAUAGUUUUACUCCGGAUGAACUGUAUAUAGGUGGUCAUUUCCUCUGGCAUAUAUUUUCCAUUCUUUCUCUUCUCAAUUCUCUCUCUUUUCUCACAGUCCUCCUUGCAUGAUUCUACCUACCAUCUAACCUUGAUAUAACUCCAAGAAACACAUACAUUGGCCUCGACAAUGCCAGAAGUUACCAUCACAGGCUGGGAUACUCGCGAUGUGCGAUUCCCAACCUCUCUCGACAAGACGGGCUCAGAUGCCAUGAACGCAGCAGGAGAUUACUCUGCCGCAUACUGCAUCCUGAAGACCGACUCCGAGUUCUCUGGCCAUGGCAUGACAUUCACAAUUGGCCGCGGAAACGACAUCGUCUGCAAAGCUAUCGACAACGUCGCAGAUCGUAUCAAGGGCCGUACCCUCUCCUCCCUCGUUGCUAAUUGGGGCCAAACAUGGCGAUAUCUUGUGUCGGAUUCUCAGCUCCGUUGGAUUGGGCCGGAGAAAGGCGUCAUUCACCUCGCUCUUGGAGCUGUCGUGAACGCUAUCUGGGAUCUCUGGGCCAAGACACUGGACAAACCUGUGUGGAGAAUCGUGGCAGAUAUGACGGCUGAGGAAUUCGUCCAAUGUAUUGACUUCAGGUAUAUCACGGAUGCUAUUACGCCUGAGGAAGCGGUCAAGAUGUUGAAGAGUGAAGAGGAGGGAAAGAAGAAGAGGUUGCAGGAUGCAUUGGAUAGUAAGGCUGUGCCAGCUUAUACUACCAGUGCUGGCUGGUUAGGAUAUGGGGAGGACAAGAUGAAGGGGUUGCUUGAAGAGACUUUGAGCAAGGGAUAUAGGCAUUUCAAGCUCAAGGUUGGGACAAGUGUUGAGGCUGACAGGAGGAGAUUGACUAUUGCAAGGAGCGUUAUUGGGUACGACAAGGGGAACAUCUUGAUGGUGGAUGCUAACCAGGUCUGGUCGGUCCCUGAAGCAAUCGAAUACAUGCAACACCUCAAAGAGUUCAAGCCCUGGUUUAUCGAAGAACCCACCUCUCCCGAUGACAUCCUGGGCCACAAAGCCAUCCGCGAUGCCCUCCGCCCUGAUGGGAUCGGUGUCGCUACCGGAGAAAUGUGCCAAAACCGUGUAAUCUUCAAGCAACUCCUUGCCUCGGGUGCCAUCGACGUCUGCCAAAUCGACGCUUGCCGAAUGGGUGGUGUGAACGAAGUCCUCGCUGUUCUCCUCAUGGCGAAGAAAUUCAACAUUCCCAUCGUCCCACAUUCGGGUGGUGUAGGUCUGCCAGAAUAUACCCAGCAUUUGAGCACGAUCGAUUAUGUUUGUGUCAGUGGGAAGUUGUCCGUGUUGGAAUAUGUUGACCAUCUUCAUGAGCAUUUCAAUCACCCUGCCGUCAUCAAGGACGGUUAUUAUCAGACUCCUAUGGAGCCAGGAUACUCGGUUGAGAUGAAGCCCGAGAGUAUGGAGCACUAUUCUUUCCCUGGUGGACCAAACGGGUGGUGGCAUAGCUCAGAAGCGAAGCCCAUCCUAGAGGGCGAGAAGAUCUAAGAGCCUCGUAAGGCUCUGAAAGAGGAGGAAAAGUUGGGGGAAGGGAAGUCCUUCCGCAGGGCAACGACGGCAUCCUGUAUAAUACCAUUUUCCUUGUGUAUUAUCCCAGGUCUGGGUAGGGGCUCGAGCGGAGAUCUCGUGCGCAGGGCAACGAUGGCAUCCUGCAUAGCCAUAGGCUUUUGGCUAUCCCUGGUUUUUGUAUAUUGGGCUGGGAAUUGGAAAGGGGGUCAAGAGUUUUCAGGUUGGGCUCUUUGUCCGCGAGGCAACGAUGGCAUCUCGUAGGUGUGCUCAUAAAGAGACACUUCCCAGGUGGCAGGAAUACAACCAUUCGUGCUUUCCACUAUAUAUUCCACUGUGAAAG
Molecule: messenger RNA, 1952 nt
Organism: Mollisia scopiformis
Lineage: Eukaryota; Fungi; Ascomycota; Leotiomycetes; Helotiales; Mollisiaceae
Product: putative mitochondrial enolase superfamily member 1
Exons: 3
Coding region: 242-1591 (449 amino acids)
Biological process (GO): carbohydrate catabolic process; amino acid catabolic process
Molecular function (GO): L-fuconate dehydratase activity; magnesium ion binding
Source: RefSeq, a predicted model, not a curated record